This is a messenger RNA of Ectocarpus siliculosus, 2321 nucleotides long. The record is from the annotation of a GenBank genome assembly. Lineage: Eukaryota; Phaeophyceae; Ectocarpales; Ectocarpaceae.
GCAACACCAAGGAAGGUGUGUGUACAGCGGCAGGGACUACAGCAACGAUGACAACAUGGGAUGGUUCGGGCAUGAGCCAGGAGGAUUUCAUGGUUAAAGACGAGGUGAUAGCUUUGGACGAAGACGACCAAAUCGUGGGACACGUGAACAAGUACCUGUCGCACCGGUUUGUUCCUGGCACGCCAAGGGGCAUUCUACAUCGAGCCUUCAGCGUUUUCCUCUUUGACCAAGACGGCAAGCUGCUGCUCCAGAAGCGCGCGGCUAGCAAAAUCACGUUUCCGAACGUUUGGACGAACACCUGCUGCUCGCACCCACUCUACGGCUACGAGCGUUCUGAGGUAGACAAACCGGAGGACUUGAAGGAUGGAUCCGUGCCGGGCGUGAAGAAUGCUGCCGUCCGCAAGCUAGCUCAUGAGCUUGGGAUUGCAGCUGAGGACGUGCCGAUUGAUUCUUUCAAAUUCCUGACGCGCCUCCAUUACUAUGCGGCAGACGCUGUGACGCAUGGCCCCAACGCCCCUUGGGGUGAGCACGAGAUCGACUACAUCCUCUUUAUUCAGGUGGACAGCUCGCUUUCGAUGACACCUCAUCCGGAUGAAGUCGAUGCUGUCAAGUGGGUGUCUCUGGAGGAAAUGGAUGGCAUGAUGAACGACAACGCCAACCUCUGGUCGCCCUGGUUCCGCAUCAUUAUGGAGCGCUUUGCGCGAGAAUGGUGGCUAAACUUGAACGACGCCAUCAAUACCGACAAGUACAUGGACACGGUCAACAUUCACCGGUUCGAUCCGCCUGCCAAGCAUCGCGGGGGUGCGGGCGUUACUGGUUUGGUAGAGGAAGGCGCGAAGGCAGCAACCAUCGACAAGUCGAAGAAGCAGGGCGCGUAUGGGAAGGUUCCGACGAUCAAGGCUGGAAAACUUGCCCAGCUGUCACACGUGGACGAGGUGUUCGCGGCGUUGUGGUUCAAGGCGAGGGGUGCCUUCUCGAACAACCUUGACCAGGAGGACUCUGACGUCGCUUUCUGCAACGAUAUGCUCGGCAAGGUUAGCCGCUCUUUCGCCGCGGUCAUCAGGCAGCUCCCGAAAAUGCUCGCCACAGAUAUUGUGGUGUUCUAUUUGGUUCUUCGAGGGCUUGACACUGUGGAAGAUGAUAUGACGGCCUUUGACGACAUCCAGGUGAAGAUCAAGCUUCUGACGAAAUUCCACGAGACUGCUCUAGUCGACAGGGCGUGGAAGCUCGAAGGAGUUGGACAAGGGGAUGAGCGCGUUCUUCUUGAACGGUUCUCGUCCGUGACGGCCGUGUUCCAGUCCUUGUCCCAGGGCAGCCAGGAGGUGAUCUCUGACAUCACCAAGCGCAUGGGGGCUGGAAUGGCGGAAUUCGUGUCUAAGGACCUGGGGCAAGGCACGACUUCCACCGUAGACUACGACGAGUACUGUCACUACGUGGCUGGCCUGGUGGGGGAUGGGCUUACUCGGCUCUUCGUGGCAACUGGCAUAGAAGGGCAAGAGUUGCUGCUCGCUCCGGAACUUGCGAACAGCAUGGGGCUCUUCCUCCAGAAAACCAAUAUCAUUCGGGACUACCUCGAGGACUACGUGGACGGGCGCGCUUUCUGGCCUCAGGACGUGUGGAAGAAACACGCCAAGACUGGCCAACUGGGAGAGUUUGCCCUUCCUCAGUUUCGGGAUAAUGCGUUGGCAUGUUUGAACGAGCUCGUGACUGACGCUCUGGCUCUGGUGCCCGAUUGCCUUGCCUACAUGCGGCAAAUUAAGGACCCCGAAGUGUUCCGCUUCUGCGCCAUCCCCCAGGUGAUGGCCAUUGCCACACUCGCGGAGAUAUACAACAAUCCAGAUGUCUUCCGUGGGGUUGUCAAGAUUCGAAAGGGGCUGGCAUGCCGCAUGAUUUUGGAAAGCGGUAAUUUGGAGGGCAUCUUCUCCUGGUUCAACAAGUUAGCUGAAGGCAUCGCUGCCCGUGUGCCUGCGUUGGAUCCUUGCGCCAGUCGCACAACAGAAGUGUGCAAAAUUGCUGUGGACAUGACGACCCCCACGGGGAAGGCGCUCGGGACGAGUAGGACAAAACUUGUUCUCUUUUCGGUUCCGGUGCUGCUGUCGGCCGCAUACUUGUACCGAAGGUGACAGCACUUGUCGCGCCGUCGUUUAGGUUGAGUUAUUAGGCGUACGUGGGGUCUCCUCCGUGCGUUGGCAACUUGUCGUAAGAGUGCCCGCACUCGGUGCAGGAGCGUUUUCUGCCGGUAAGCUCGACGUGAUGCCGUUUUUGUGGUGCUCUCGAAACUAUAUAAUUUAGAGCUGGUACCAAUAACAACUUUAACGUAC